UGUGUGUGUGCGCGCGCGCAGAGCCUCGGUUCGGUCCUGUGUCCCGUCAAGCUGCAGCACCGGGGGAAGCUGAACCACUGGCCUGAGCUGGGGGGAGCAGUGACCGCCUGUAGCAUGAUGUCCUACCUCAAACAGCCCCCUUACGGGGUCAACGGCCUGGGGCUGAGCGGGGCGGCCAUGGACCUGCUGCACCCCUCGGUGGGCUACCCAGCGACUCCCAGGAAGCAGCGGAGGGAGAGGACCACCUUCACCCGCUCGCAGCUCGACGUCCUGGAGGCUCUGUUCGCCAAAACCCGGUACCCGGACAUCUUCAUGCGGGAGGAGGUGGCGCUGAAAAUCAACCUGCCCGAGUCGCGAGUUCAGGUGUGGUUCAAGAACCGGAGGGCCAAGUGUCGCCAGCAGCAGCAGAGCGGCAGCAGCGCCAAGGCCAGGCCGCCCAAGAAGAAGUCCUCUCCGGCCCGGGAGAGCACYGGCUCCGAGAGCAGCGGCCAGUUCACGCCUCCCGCCGUCUCCAGCACGGGCUCGUCGUCCUCCUCGUCCUCGUCCACCAACCACACGGGCCCCGCGGCUCUGAGCAGCACCUCUACCUCCAUCAGCACCGUCUCCUCCAUCUGGAGCCCCGCCAUCUCCCCGGGAAACGCCCCGGCUCCGGCCGUGGCCCCGCUGCCUGAGCCCGGACCCCCGUCCAACCCCUCCUGCAUGCAGCGCUCCAUGUCGGGCUCGGCCGCCGCCGCCGCCGCCGCCGCCACCUCCUACCCCAUGUCCUACAACCAGACGCCGGGCUACGGCCAGGGCUACCCGGCCCCCUCCAGCUCCUACUUCAGCGGCGUGGACUGCGGCUCCUACCUGGCGCCCAUGCACUCCCACCACCACGCCCACCAGCUGAGCCCCAUGGCGGCCUCGUCCAUGUCCGGACACCCGCACCACCACAUCAGCCAGUCGUCGGGCCACCACCACCACCACCACCACCACCACCAGGCGUACGCCGGCUCCGGCCUGGCCUUCAACUCGUCCGACUGCCUGGAUUACAAAGAGCAGACUGCAGCCUCGUCGUGGAAGCUCAACUUUAACACCACAGACUGCUUGGACUACAAAGACCAGGCCUCCUGGAGGUUCCAAGUCUUGUGAUCACCCUUUUUUUUUUAAAUCUCCUGCUCCCUUCUUCUGUUUUCCAGAGUAGUUUGUUGCUUGUUAUUAAAGAGUUUAUGAACCAUAGCAGCAGGAAGGCUCAGCAAUCGAACUGCUUUUCCUCCAUCUUGUCCUCCUAAACAAUGAAAAUAACAAUAAGAGAAACGUCUUUAAGUCCUGCGAAGCAUCAGGAGCAGUUUUCAGACCAUGAAGAGUGGCUUUAUAGGACCAUCCUUCUUGGAGGAGAUAAACCAAACUGGUUUUUGUCUUUCUUUCUUUCUUUUUUUAAACCAAACUCCUUCAAACCACCAGCUCUCUGGAUGGGA
Messenger RNA from Austrofundulus limnaeus, 1454 nucleotides. RefSeq names its product orthodenticle homeobox 1 (gene otx1). The record is from RefSeq and is a predicted model, not a curated record. Gene Ontology annotation, biological process: regulation of transcription by RNA polymerase II; multicellular organism development. Gene Ontology annotation, molecular function: DNA-binding transcription factor activity, RNA polymerase II-specific; RNA polymerase II cis-regulatory region sequence-specific DNA binding. Gene Ontology annotation, cellular component: nucleus. NCBI's taxonomy places the organism in Eukaryota, Metazoa, Chordata, Actinopteri, Cyprinodontiformes, Rivulidae.